Molecule: messenger RNA, 435 nt
Organism: Blepharisma stoltei
Lineage: Eukaryota; Ciliophora; Heterotrichea; Heterotrichida; Blepharismidae
Source: the annotation of a GenBank genome assembly
AUGUUGCAUUUUGCUUUAUUCCCUCCAAGCUUGCAUCUCUCUUUCAAAUUCCUCACUGUAUAUUUCUUUCUUGACUCAGUUGUCUCUCACCCAUUCGAACUCUAUCUGUUCCAGCCUCCCCAAAGUUUUGACCUCAUUGACUCGUACUUUGGAUAUUGUUUCACUAUUUUUUCUAUGCUCUCUUCUGAAAUUGAAUCCGGCUCUUAUCCUGUGUAUAAAUCCAAUAGCUCUCUGCUAUUAUUAAACUUGGCAAAUUUCGAUGCCUUAGAUGCAAAUGUUUUAAUACAAUGAACAAAUAAAUGGAAUAUUAAUUAUUGUAUAAGUAAAUAUCAGAGAAAUGUUUUCUUACUAAGGUUCUAUGGUGUAGUGGUAGCACGUAGGACUUUGAAUCCUGAGAUCUGAGUUCAAUUCUCAGUAGAACCAUUUUUAUCUUAG